ACACAGCGCGCGUGCCUCUCGCAUCAGCGGCGGCUUAACGGAUCGCUCGUGCAAGAGUGACCGGGCUCAUUAAAAUCCAGUCUACACCGUCCACCGGCCGCGCGCUCUUCCCGGUGGCACUGCUGGACACAUAGAAACGCGCUAACAGCGAGUGAAGCUCCAUAUGGAACUAUGAGACCGGUGUAGACCUGUUAACGGACAUUAUUUGAAAACGGUGGACUAUAUUGAUGGUGCCAUAACGAACAUGUCGAGACCGGAAAAUAUCUGAACUCGUUGACCAUUUGAAUUAUACACUGCCUAACCUUGCCUACCGAAGCCGGUAUCCAGUUGAGUGAGUGUAGUGGGGUCUAGCCUAUUUAAUUGACCGGUAGUGUUUGCCAGUGUCUGAGGAAUUCGAGGCCGGAAUGGCAGUGCACGGAUGUAACCGGUCAGGGAUCAGGCAGGUGCUGCUACACAUCUUUAUGCUUCUCAUCCCUCUAACCGCCGCUCAUGGUCACUCCUCUUUGGCUUCUGCAAGAAGACAGAAUCACCAUUUCAACCAAUCAUCUGUUGCUGUAGCGCGGGAAGGGCGUGGUGACAGGACAGUUCUCAGCGAUGACUCAGCGGAGAGAGACCUCCUGAUUGGAGCAGGAAUUGGUUUAGGGGCUGGACUUCCUCUCAGCACUGUCAAUCGGCACCCUUCUCAUAAACAUGCCCACCUUGAUUUCCCGGAGGAGGAGACAAUCACGGAGGAGCUCACAGCGGGCGGCGGAAGUCCUGACCAGCCAGCACACUUCUCCUCUGAUGACAUCAUCACAGUGGAAUUCCACAGCCCAGCCCCGGACACGUCCAUGGCCUCUGACCUUUAUCCUGAUUGGAUGAAACCUCCAAAGCCCCUGCAGCAGAAGUCAGGAGACCCCACUGCCUGGACACUGUCUGACUUCUACGAAUACCUGUCCCCCGACGAUGACCUCUCAGCCCUGGAUACGACCCCCAACCCUGAGCCCUCCCCCUCACCUCCGCCCGACAUGGAAGAUGAGAACCCCCUCCUGGUUGGCUCUCCCGUUGUCCCUGACAACACAGAGCCCAACAGCAAUGCCCAACCCACCCAACCCCCACCAGUGGUGCUCGUGGGUCAAGGGUCAGGGAUGGAGGAGCGGGAGGGUCCAGACGGGUGUAGUUUGGGGUUUGUGAGGUCGGAAAUGGGGACAUGCUUGUCCCAGUGUGACAGCCAACCAAACUUUUGCAACAACGGUGGGGUGUGCACAGCUGUGGCGGGGAUAGGAGCAUUCUGCAGGUGUAAUGUGCAGGAUUAUAUCUGGAAUAAGGGCUUGCGCUGUGAUUGGGUGAUCACUGAGUUCCAGGUGCUGUGUGUUGUGGUGGGCGUGGCCUCUUUGAUGCUCCUCCUCCUCCUCAUGAUCAUUGUCUUCUUUGCCAAGAGGCUCCACCUCCUCAAGAAAGAGAACAAACGGCUACGCAAACGCAGUAGUAAGUACCGUCCCCACAGUGAGCCACAGACGGAUGGUUUCUCUGUCUCUACGGUAACGGACGGCUCCCACCCAAACGAUGACCCUCAGAAGCUGGAGGACCCUGUGAAGUCCCCUCCCCCCGUAGAGGAAGAAAACCUGAACAUCAGGAACUCUCAUUCGCCAAAACAUGAGAACAACCGGCCAACUUCUGUUGUCGACCACGGCCAUGGCCCCACCCCUAACAACACUGAAGAAGCGCCGGAGUAAAAAAUAAACCAAGACGUGAACACUGUAUUUCAGAGAAUUUAAUGUUUGACAUUGCUAAUACUAAGUGACUAUGUCUAGAUUUCAUGGGUUAAAGUAUUGCUCGGAUUGAUAUUUCAAUAUAACACGUUGUGUCUUGGUUUUCAUUGAUGUGAUUUAUAAUACUUUCAUGUACUUGAGGUUUUUUGUACAUUUUGGGUAUAAAGAAUUUUAGCGUUCAAAGUUGUCUAAUUAAUAAACAUUUGUAACUUUAAAGUGUUGGUCCCUUUGUAGUCCUCUGCUCAACCUGAUCUUUUCCCUGCUCUCUCUCUCUCUCUCUCUCUCUCUCUUUAUUUAUUUUUAUUCCUCGCUUUACUGAAUCCCCUUUCAUAUACCCCCACUUACCCAUGCAUGGCUUAGCAGUAAACGCUCAACUAACCAAAAUUAGGUGCUACUUUACACACACACACUUAUGCACACAGUCACAUACACACACACACACUUCUGCACACAGUCACACACACACAAACACAGUCAUGUGAUUUCAGGACCAUGGACAGCUCCCUGAGCGCGUGGGUAAAAAGCAACACAAUGCUACCCAACAUCCAGUGUAAUUGAGUGAUGCUUUGUCCAACAGGAAACAGUACAGGUAAGAUCACAGAGUUAU
Osmerus eperlanus (European smelt) is the source of this 2358-nucleotide messenger RNA. RefSeq names its product chondroitin sulfate proteoglycan 5b (gene cspg5b). The transcript has 6 exons. The record is from RefSeq and is a predicted model, not a curated record. Lineage: Eukaryota; Metazoa; Chordata; Actinopteri; Osmeriformes; Osmeridae. Gene Ontology annotation, biological process: cell projection morphogenesis; nervous system development. Gene Ontology annotation, cellular component: synapse. Bases 405 to 1715 code for a protein of 436 amino acids.